This is a messenger RNA of Cherax quadricarinatus, 12486 nucleotides long. NCBI's taxonomy places the organism in Eukaryota, Metazoa, Arthropoda, Malacostraca, Decapoda, Parastacidae. The record is from RefSeq and is a predicted model, not a curated record.
GUACCUGUGCUUCAAUUUCUUGAAUCAAGCCGGAAUGCCGUCCAUUUCCUCAGGCGUUUCAUAAACCCCCACAGGUUUAAUGCUCCCUAUUAAUACUAAUUUUAUUAUUCGAUAGUUCACUCAGUGAAGUUUUAUCGAGUAAUUAUUUAAAAUAAAAUUUAUUGGGCACUACAGAAUUACAAGUUAUCAUUGAAGACUAAUGGUCCAAGUUAGAUAUUUUAAUUUUCAGUUGUAGAUGUAUUAUAUGAAUUGCAUUUAAUAUUUGAAUCACUACCGUAGCCUUGUUUAUCUGUCUGGCAUAAAUGUGUGACAUUAAAAUAUUGUGUUACAAGGGUAUGUGUGGUAAGAUUAAAUAAAAAAUAUAUCCAGAUAUGUUUAUUUACCUGUCAAUUUAUUUUAUACUAAGUUGAAAUAUGAAAAAAAAGCCCAUUUUUCUCGCCUUGCCGGAACCUAGUCCCCAAUCGAAAACUGUUUUAAUUUUAAAAAGGACAUUUAAUAGGCUCACACCAUACAUGAAUAUACUUGUAUUAUUUAAAUAAAGCAAAUAUUAUUUUAAAAUAUUUUUGGCAGUAUUUGGAGUGAUUAAUGGAUCAGGUACAUAUUGCAGUCCAUGAAAGGUUCUUUAUAUAAUUCUUGUUGGUAGUUCCAGCAGUUGUACGAAAUAUUGCAAUAUAAAACACAUGCUUUAUUCAGAUUUUAUGCAUUGAUAGUUAUGUAUUGCUCAAAUUCUGGAACAAAUGGCAGUUUUAAUAUGUACGUUGAGGGAAAAAUCGAGGAGUUUUGUGUUAGUACCGUACAAAUAUUUAUAUAAUAUAAAAUUGCAAAGGUAUUACCAUGUUAGACCUAUUAAUGUCUGUGUUGUCACUAAUGUGCAACAUUAUAUUAGCAGUGUUGUACAUACUUGGAAUUUCUCCUAUUUUCAUUCACUUAUGGAAUUUGUGCAUGGGGCUCAACAACAAUAAACCAUCUCAGACCACUAAUCACCCAACAAAAGGCUGCAGUCAGAAUGAUAACAAAUUCCCACUACAGACAACACACUCCACCAAUAUUCAAAACUCUAAACCUACUCACAAUACAAAACAUCCAUACUUAUUACUGCACCUACUACAUACAUAGAACACUUAACUCUGACAUAAACCCUCCCCUCAAACAUCUCCUUACCAACCUUAACAGAACACAUGACCAUAACACAAGACACAGAUCACUCUUUGAUGUUCCUCGUGUCCAUCUCACGCUAUGCAAAAACUCAAUGCACAUAAAAGGCCCUAAAAUUUGGAAUUCAUUACCUGUGAAUAUAAAAGAAACACUGUCUGUUUAUAAAUUCAAGUCUCUCCUCAAAAAUCACUUACUCACCCACAACUAAAUAAAUACUGAAUAAUUGUAUCUCAUAAAUUGUAUCUCAUAUAUGUAUCAUUAUUGUAUCUCAUAAAUGUCAACCUGUGACCCAAUCAAACUUUGUUACUAUUUAACUUCAUUACCUAACAGAAUACUCCAUUCUACUGAUUACACAGCAACACAGUAAAUGACCAUAUGACCUGUCUUUGUAAUACUCAUUUGUACUAAAUUGUUAACUGUUUUACAAUAAUAUCAUUGCUUAUUUAAUCUUAAGUUAAUUUUAAGCCUGCCCAUAAUGCUGUGCAUACAAGGGGCUUUGGCAUGCUGCACUUUAAAAAUUGUAUUCCUUGUACUUCUCUGUAUCAUGUUCAAAUUAAUAAAUAAAUAAAUAAAUACGUGUCAGUCCUGUUGUUAUAGUCACCCCAAGUGUUUUCGUAAAAGAUGCAAACAUUUAUUUUGAAAUAAUAGAAGUUUUGAGUCCAGUUGUGUAAUAUAGUUUUGAUGUUCUCGUGAAGUUAAUAAUGUUCAAAGUGGUGAUUUAACUAGUAAAAAGAUAUAUCAACAAACAUGGUCAAUCUGCAGAAUGUACAGUUUUGGCCUAAAGAAUCAAGGCUAUUGCUAAAAGAAGAAAAAAGAGCUGUUUGAUGGAAAUUCAUAUUUCUUGACUGGAAUUGCCCAUGUGGUGAACAUUUUACUUGAUGUUAUGGGACAAUCUCAUUUUCUUGUGGUACAUCUGAAGACACGAGUGACAUUGAGAAAUACAUAAUCUUAGUUGAAAAUGUGCAGUGUGUAAGAGGACUUUGGUCUGAAGAUAGGAGGACAGAUAAUUUUCGCAAAAAUGUCAACCAAUGUAAUAUGUGAAAAUGAAAUGUUGAAGCGCAAAGUUUAUAAGAUAGAAUUAGACAAUAUUGCUCAGCAGAAGCGCCUUCAGCAACUGGAAAAGAUGGUAAUGGAGUUGACGUGUAAUAGAGCUUCAUCGCAUGUCUUAGACAGCCACCACCACCCUCCCUUCAAUAAGUCUCUCAGCAAGGAUAAGUGUGUGGAGAUAACUGAGGGAAUAAGUGAGAAGGAAAAGCUAUUUGGGAGAGCCAGUGAAGAGUUUGAACAAGAGUGCAUGAAUAAUAGUGACCAGUUGUCAGGAGAUGUGGCAAGUCUCAUGGAAGAGUUUGACAGAAAAGGUAGAGAAAAUGGAAUUAUAUAUGGCAUGGCUAUCAGUAGUAGUGUUGCUGACUCGGAAGAUUUAGCAGAAACUAGAAGUAUGGAUAACAUGACCACACUGUACCCCACCCCAUCAGAUUCAUAUGCUGAGAAUGUGUGCAGAUCUCCCUUACCAUCUCUUCUCACGCCUUCAUAUCACCAGUCUGAAAACUCAAACAUUAAUAAUUAUUCUUAUGAUAGUGAGCCUUUGAUCUCACCCCAGUUGUGCUUAACUACACCUGUCCUCCUUACUACUGAGGCUUUAAGAGAAGUUGAAAAGCACCAGGAUCUUUAUCAGGAAAAUUUUAAUUGUGAGAAAAAAAUCAAUGAGCAAAUACCAUGUAUUUGUAGUGACACUAAGAGCUUUGAAUUACCCACUUCUACCUUGGAGGGUAAACCCGUCAAGAAGCCAGCUGUGACCCUUGCGUUGGGCAGUAAAGUUACCCCAUUCUCCAACCUCCUCGCGGGCUUGCGCCAGGCAUCUAACCAAGUCCAGCAUAAUGGUUUUACUAAGAAUUAUUGCCUUACAAAGGGAGAUAAAUUUGUAAAUUCACUCCAUGACACAGUGUCCAAGAACCUGCAUUUUGUUCGGCCAUCUGGUUUUAGCAGUCCGAGCAGCAGUGUGUCUGGUCGCAUUUGCAAGUGGAAUCACUCCCUCAGGCUUCCACUGCUUUCCCCAUUAACAGGAAGCCAUUGCAGUGACCUGGAAACACAUGCAUCAGAUGGGGAAUUCUUUACUGAGUUGAUGUUCAAUCUAGCUGAGAUGGAAGAUACGGAGGCAUCAGAUGAGGAGGAUUUGGUAGUGGAUGAGGUUGUCUCAUUUUCGAUGACUGGAGGAAACCGACACCGCUCAGAAUCAUUUUCCUCCAUCACUGGUCCUUGUGUACCCCCAGAUCUUCUCAUGGAUACAGGAAAGGCAUGUGGUGAAUUGGGUAUCCGUCUUAGGGAAGUUAAAGAGGAGGAGGAGGAGGAGGAGGAGGAGGAGGAGGAGGAGGAGGAUGAUUUGGAAAAUAACAUAUUAUUAGAAAAUGCCCUGGUACCUUCUGAAGAUGCAGACACACCUACUUUGAAGGCAGAGCAUGACCAGUGUGUAGAAAUGAAGCUAAAUUUAAUAAGUGAAGAGGUGGCAAUUGAGCCUGAAGAGGAGUGGAUUGAAGAUUUUGAAGUCUCCAACCCUGGCAAAGAACUUGGGACAAUUACUUCUCAAGUAAUUGACGAGACUCUACAGACAAACAAAAUUCGGUAUGCAGAUGGCAAGGAUGUUAAACUUCCAGCUGGAUCUAUCGUUCUGGCAGUGGUGAAUGAGUCUGGCUCCCUAGUUCCUCUGCCUCAGCUGCAAGUCGAUCCACAAACUCUCUCUCGUGCAGUUACAAUGGAUGCACACGAAAAUUUGAUUGAUGAAGAGGUUGAUAUAGAGACAGUAACAGAAAAAACACCAGUUCUGGAAGCUGGUGAUCUUGAUAGUCUUCUAGCUCAGUUUGAGGCCUCCGAAGCUGUUAACAAAUCAGGUGAUAAUUCAGAGUCGCUUAAUAAAAGAAAGGAGAUCUGGCGUUCAAAACCUAUUGGCACAGUGGCAUCCAUGCCAAGUGGUCAACGACCAUCAGGCUCAGGCCAUGUUCUGUCACAGGUCUCACCUACACAUCAAAACAUUAAGGAUGCACUUCCUAAAGAGAUCAUAGAAAAAAUAAAAGCAUCAACGAAGCGCAAGAGUACACAGAUGUUGUCUGAACCAUUGGUUGUUCGCAAGGGAAGAGGUGUUAAGCAGCAGGAUGCAAGUCAUCCUCACACGAAGGCUCUUCGUUCAGUAUCACAGCCUAUUCCGCAGAAUGCACCAGACCUACGUGUGCCACCUCCUUUGGAUCAUGACUACUGCUUCUCUCCAGAAAAACUGAAAAAAAAUAAGCAAAAUGAAAAUUAUAGCAACACAAGUGAAGUUCUGUUCAACAAACUGCCUGAAUAUUACACCACCAUUCCCAGGCGGGAUAUAAAGCCUAGUUUAUCCUCUGAGGAUAGUCAUGAUGAUGGAGGCAAGAAAGACAGUGGUGUAGAGUCUGGUGAUGUUAGUGAUGCCAGCGUUGAAACUGAGGAACGCAGAAAAGAGGGAAAGGAUUCUAGAAAUUCACAAGGGGAGUGGAAUGAUAGACAAAAUGAAGAUAUAAAUGGCUAUAAAAAUGAAGUUUACAACAAAUUGCCUGCUUAUAUGACUGACAUUGGCAACUCAAAACCAAAAGAUGAAAUUGAGGAAGACAUAAACAACAUUGGAGAAGAGAAAGGAGAUGAAAAUAGCAAUAAAGAGAAAGAAAGAAUUAGUGAAAAUAGUGAUAAAGAAAAAGGAGAAGAGAAAAUGAUUAACGUUAAGCCAGUAGUGAAGUUGAUUAAACGGAAACUAAAUUUAUUAGAAUAUCGUCAGAGAAUACGCAGUGCCCAGAGCAGUUGCUGCCCCUCACCUACUCCUACUGAUAACAUUCAAGACACUUCUAGUAGCAUUCCAUUACCAGUGUCAGAUUUGGCAGGAAAAAUGGAGAAUAUUAAAACAGAUAAUGUAGAGCACAAACAAAUGGAGGAAUGUGAAAAUAAUUCAAAUGGCCAUGCAGUAACUGAAGAAGACACAGAAGAAGGGGAAUUAAAAGGAGAUUCUGAUCAAGAAACCUCAGUCAAACCUGGUUCUGGAAAUGUUAGUGCUGAGUGUGUCAAGGACUUCCCAUAUGGAGUAGCUAAGUCUUCAAGUUCAAUUGAGAUUAAAACACUGGAGAAAUCACUAUCAGUUAUAACCUCAUUUUACAACAGCUCUGCCUCGGUAAAUUACAGUAGACGAUGGAAAAGCAGUUCUCAUACUUCCUCUUCACGAAGAUGGUCAUCAUCUAGUAGAAGCUGUAGCAGAAGCCCAACUCACAGUAAGAAGCGUACCUCUCGUAAUCGCAGAUCCUCCCGAGGAAAGAGGAAAAGAACGCACAGGCAUUCUCAGUCAUCACGGUCUCCUCACAGUUCUUCUAGAAGGCGAUGGUCACGAUCUCGAUCGCAUUCAAGAUCAAGGAGCAGGUCCUCUUCUUCCAAUGGCAAUUCAUCGUGUUCAAGUUCUAGAUCACGGUCACGUUCUAGCCCUUUUAAAUCUAGAAGCAGAUGGUCCUAUUCACAUAGAUUUUCAAGUCGAGAGAGGAGAAGAUAUCACAGUCGUUCUCGUUCUCGCUCUUCAUCACGCUACAGCAGAGUAUCCCGAUCUCGUUCUCCUGUGUGGAGAUCCAGCAGAAGGUCGCGAUCCCCACAUUAUCGACUUCCUAUCAGGCCCAGGAGACCAGAAGAUGAAGAUAGAUCGAGACAGGUAGAAGAGAGGAGAGUUGUUUAUAUUGGUCGUUUAUCCGAGGGCACCUCCAAGGGAGAUCUUCGCCGUCGCUUCCAGAAGUUUGGAGAAAUAGUCGAUAUAAGCGUACACUUUAGAGAUCAUGGAGACAACUAUGGGUUUGUAACUUACAAAAAUAGAGAUGAAGCUUACAAUGCAGUAGAGCACGGCAAUGAAGACCCAUCUCUUCCACGCUAUGAUUUAUGCUUCGGAGGCCGGAGAGCAUUUUGCAGAGUCCAGUAUUCAGAUUUAGAUGCACAGGCCACUGACGGUCAUUAUCUUGAAGGAUCCGUGGGUCCCCCAUUUGCAAGAAAUUCAGGCACCAGCUUGGACUUCGAUUCUCUCCUCCGUGCAGCUAUGGACAGAAAGAAACGAUGACCUUCGAGUUGCAUAGUUUUUAUCUUUGUAAGAAGACUUAUUAGUUGACCUGUUUUGUAAAUAGGCUUACAUUUUUUUUUAAUAAAUGUCAGUGUUAAAAGUGUCAUCAGUAAUUCUGUCUAUGUUCCUGGACUUUUCCUGACAUUGUACAUUAUUUAUGUGACAAAAUGUAAGUGGAAAUCACUCCCCAUGGUUUUAAAUAUUUGUACAUAACUCAACAAUGUAUUCUCCAUUUACUAGUUAUUACAUUAGCAUCAUUUGGGCUAAGAAAGAUCUAUGCAUUUUGUCACAAGUCUUGGGUAAUGAUCUUUUUUGCAGAUCAUUUGUGCUUGUGAGAUAGAUCUUGGAGAAUUGCAUUGGGAUUUUUGCAGCUGUUGAAGUACAUUGAGACUUUGCUCCUGACAGUUUUUUUUAUUUUUUUUAUUUUAUCAAAGUAUGUGUGUAAUGUCAUAUGAUAUUGCUCAACACGUCCUGAGUCAUUGGUUCAUUAAUUUAUGAGUAAUGCCAUAUAAUUCCUGUACAUUUUGUGCAUUGAAAACGAAUCAGAACCUGAUGAAACAGGAUAAGUACAUUUAGUCAGUCAAAAUGUUAUUCUUGGAUAUAGUUUUAUUAAACUAGUUAACAGCUUUUUCACAUGACAAAGGUACAAAGUGUCAUACCUGGAAACUUGUCAUUGUAGUUUUGUUUGUACAAUUGGCAUAAUUUUUUAUGUCAAUUUGAAUAUUAUAGAUGGCCAUACAAUGAAAUUCCAGUUUAUGGUGUAGUUAUGGUGUUCUAACCAUGAAAAUAGACAUUUCAUGACUAAAAGCACAGCUUGCUGAGUGAACUGCAAUUUCUACCCCCUUUCCCACGUACCAUCGUGGAAAUGUUUACUACAGUGUAGUCAACUUCUGCUGCUUUUGGAGUUAGAGGUUUCGGCAAUUUAAAUUUAAAUUUCAAGAAGCACCUUACUAGGAAAAGGUUUUGUACAUUAGCAUUCUUGGAGUAACAAUAGCAGUAUAGUAGUUAGCAUGUUAUUUCAGGGGAAAUUUUAAGUCUGUUUGGGAUUGAUAUAAUUUAAUCUGUAUUUUGUAGUUUUACAUUUAUUUUUAUUUAAGCUAAAAAUUAUCUUGAAUUUAACCUAGAAAGUAGUGAUAAUAGAUAACCUUUUAAUCUACCAUAAUAUGUAUAUGGGACCUACAUAUGUAUCAUGUAACUGUUUUUCAAGCACAAGCUUUUAGUUAAUAUCAUAGAAUGAUUUUCAGUAAACAGUGGAUGAAAUAGAGUAAUGGUUAUCAUAAGGUAUUGAUCAAUAUAAUGUUAUGGUGACCCUGGUGCUAUUAAAAUCUAUAUAGGCCAAAUUUUAGUUAUCCACUUAUAGUAGAAUUUUCUCACCAGUGUAAAGAUACCUGUUCUGUGUAGUAUCUCAAUUAAUGUGUAUGUACAUAGCAUUAGUUGAUACAGAAACAAUGGACAAAGUCCAUUGGUUACAGAAUUGUCCAUUUGUUGUUACCAUCGUGACAAAACAAUCUCAUCUCUAUCCACUAUUAAAUUGAGGGUUUACUGUACUGUAAUAUCUUGUGUUAUCUGUAUAUUGAAAAAAAGGGGGGUGGCUUGUGCUGCAAAUGUUAAAGUAUUAUUUCAAAUUUUACAAUAUCAAACUUAAUUUUUUUGGAAGUUGUUUUCAGUUCAUAAGACUAUUGAGAAAGGUUAAACAGAAUCAAAAUAUUGGAGUGUAUCGGUUAAGACUUUCACUCAUAAAUUUAUGUAUUUUUGCCACUAUUAUAUAGAAAAUAUUUUAUUCUUUAUUUUUUUUUAUAGGGCAAAGAUAAUGAUUUUCAGAAUAUUAACUUGUCAUUGUAUGAUUAUAUCAGUCAGAUAUGACUUUUGUUUUCCUAAUAGUUAUUACAUAUAAAAUAUUUAUAUACAUGGUUUUAUACAAUUGAUAAUUAUAAAUUAUUAUACAAUGUCAUCACAAAUAUGACAAGCCUUUUAUAAAUUGUCUCCAGAUUUGCUUUGCAGAAAUUUACUAUAUUUGGCAAUUUGACUGCAAAAGUUUUGCCAUAGUGAAUGGUGAUGUGCCAUAGUAACCCUUUUAUAAAGCAGUUUAACAUGUAUAUUUGUGCAAGAGCAUGAUUUGCAAAAUAUUUUAUUGUUCAGAUUCAAAUGCCAUAGAUUGCAUUAUGGUUUACAUUCAUUUAUAUGACAGAAUUAUUUAAAAUAAAAUUAACAAAAAGUGUGUCUGAAUAAUUUUUUUUUUCACAAGUUGUACAUAGUUAAGGUUGCAGUCUCUUCUUUUGUAGAGUUUAGAAGGUACUGAUUGGAAGUAACCUAUAGUAUUUUUGUAUAAAUUGGAAGGGAAAAAAAAAAAUGACAAAACUCAAGAGUGAAGACUGGCAGGGAUAAAAAUAAUUGCAAAUGUAGAGUAUAAACCAUAUUUAGUAAUUUUAUUUUUGCACUAGAAUGACUGAGGAUCUUCCUUUGUGUGUGUUGACUGUUGCUUUUUUCUUUACAUAUUGUCUUGCUUUUUUUUCUGAUAAAUGAAACGAGGGAAAAAGUUGAAAAAAAUUAUUACAAGGGCACAAGCUCACAGUAACAUGAAGCAGAAUUUAUAGUAUGCAUCUGCAUGCCUCUGGCAAGACAGUAAUAGUGUGAAUGAUAGUGAAAGUGUUAGGCUUGCCGACACUAACAAUGCUCUUUUCUGUCACGUCAGAGAUCAUAGCCAUCCUAUUGACUGGUCCUGCUAAAACUGUCUUCCCUACUUCCAACUCGAACAGUCGCCGUCUAGUUGAAUCCUCUCUAAUACACAACUUUCCUUGUAUGAACCUUAGCCCUGGCUUCGUCUCUGUAGAUGCCUUCCUCUCCCACUACAUUGUAAAAUGCUCCAAACUUCAGAACACCCGUGACUUAACCUGAAUCCUCAUUUUUUCUUUCUUUUUCUUCUUCCUCUUCCCCUUUCCUAUUUCCUUUCUCCUCUGGGUUGUCUUUCUCUCUCCUGUCUCUUGUUUCUGUUCCUUCUUCAUUUAUUAUAUUUCACCACUUCCCCUUUCACGCACCUCUGUGCGAUUGCUCUCCCUCUGUGGGCAUCUAGCUCUCUUGCAGUGCUCCCCUUCCUUUGUUUUUGACUGGCUCGUCAUCCUUAUUUCCCACUUCUACCACUACUACUACCUCUUCUUCUACUACUACUACUACAACUACUGAUGAAAUUAAGACACAUGUGCGGCGUCUGGUUGACUUUGUUGUGGACGUUUCGCCAUCCAGUGGCUGGCUGGCUGGCGAAACGUCUAUGAUGGGGAUGCCCGGGUGUUGUGCAUGUGUCUUAAUUUCAUCUUGUCGGUAUUAUAUACAUUUCUUGUACUACUACUACUACUACUACCUCCACCUCUUCCUGCCUAUAUAUAGCCGUUCUGCUCCACUUCUGUUAGUGUGACUUUGUCAAUGGUCCAAGUCGGACCGAAACGUCGUCGUAAGCUUCUCUCUUUUAUGUGCGGAUUAUUUGUGUAUCGUUCCAGUCACGGUAUUGUGCCUUUUUGUUAUUUAUUUAUAGUGAAAGUGUUGCUUGUGAAGAAAUGUCGCACGAGCUUCAUGGUUACAAAAACAGUAUGUCAGUCACUGAUUGCAAAGGUGUACUGUUAACAGUAAUGAAGAAAGUGAGAGAGAGACGGCAUGUAAAUGAUAAUGGUUGAGGUACACUUGCAGAGCAAAAUCUUUGAGACAAUGUUUCUCCUCUAUUUUAUUCACAUGGAAGAGCUAAACGUGUAGAGGUUUAGUGCCUUGGGAAUGAGAAGCAUUUAGGUUUGAUCCAAGGAAGGGGAGGUGAAGUCCAGUUCCUUGGAUCAACAUGUUUUACCUGUACAACAGGCUUCUUUUUUUGAAGCUAAUGAAAAGUUUAUUGGCAAUAUUUGUCUUGCUAAAAGUUUCGCUCAGCAUUUUGUUCAACUUGUGAAGAAAAAGAAAAGUUACACAAAAAGCUUUUAUUGUGGCACCAUUUUGAUCUAUGUAGAGAUUUACAUUAAUGACUAUUAAAUAGAGUUCUACAUAGAGCAAAACAUCACAAUAAAGGAAAAUUCACGCACUGGUCUCCAGUCAGGAAUUCAGUUAAGAAAUUUUAUGUUAACAGUAGUGGGUCUGGUCAGAUUGCUGAGACAAAUCCUUUUGCUCCUCGCGCAUUUAUUAUUGUGUGAAGUCUCACUUUAUAUGUGUAAUGUGUGUGUAGGGAUAUUUUGCAGUUUGGCAUGCUUCUGGCAAGACAGUGAUAUUGAGAAUGACAGUGAAAUUUUCUUUUGGGUUACCCUUCCUUGGUCAGAGACGGCUGGUGCGUUUAGAAGUAUAUGCUUUUUUUUUUCAAUGAACCAGCCUUAUCCCACCGAGGCAGAGAUCUAUACAUAUAUGCAUACACACCAACCACGGGGAAAAUGAAGUUGCCGUAGAUUUUUUGUGCUGUUGAUUGCAAGCCCAUCUGUAGUGAAAGGAAAUGGAAUGUGAAAUUGCAAUAGCAAUCUAGACACAUGUACAGGAACACAGAAAGUCUCUCUCUGGACUGAACUGUGUUUCCAGAUGCAUUUCCUUUCAUUGCAUUGCUCCUGAAGAUGCAAUUUGCAACAUUAAAGACCUAGAUCAACUUCAUUCCUUAUUCUUCCUCCUGUUCUUGUUGUGCAUUUUUGAUUGCUUAUUUGCAUUUUUUUGCUCUCUCCCUCUCUCUUGAAAUAUAUGUAUAUUACACUAUAAUUUUUUAUAUGACCCUCUUACAUACAAGUUUUUGUAAAUAGAUUGAAUCCAAAUGCUUGUACUGAAGAUUGUACUAUUCAAGUACUUUUUAUGGCUCCUCUGCAUUAAUAAGUUUUGCUUCUUUAUGUGAUUUUAAUGUGUAAAUGACAAUAAAGCAAAUACUGGUACUGUAAUUUUGUGUGUAUGAUACAUGACUGAGUAGGCUAGAGCAACUGCUACUUGACUUAAUAGGCUGAAAUAGCUGUUAUACAAUUGUGAAUUAGUUGGAAUAGGUACCUUGUGAGAAGUAGACUGAAAUAGCUACUUUCAUGGCUGUGAAAGUAGCAUUUGUUUCCCUCUAAACAUGCACACUGUCUAGGUUUUUCCUUUUGCACCAUGCCAGCUUUGGGGAAGUGAGAGUUACAAUGACUGCAAGUUUUGCUGAGGUACCUAGGUACCUGUUGAGCAUGACAAGAUUUCCUUUUUGUAUUAGUACAUCAGAUGUCAGAUACUUAGUGAAUAAUAUUUUACAUUCAUAUUACUUAAAGAGAGAGAUGCUGAUAUUGUAUGAGAAUCAAUUGUCCAUUCACACAAGCAGAAGGUGCCCUUGUGCUGGUAAAGGACUCCAUCUAAGAAAUUGGAAAUACUCUCCACUUACUUCAUGAAACCUGAUUACCCCUACCUAUAUUACCCUUUUCUUUUACUUCCCAUGAAUGUACUAUUACUACUAUUAGUAAUACCAGUGCACCACAGCCUGAAAACAUUUUAAACAAUCUUUUUCAUAAUUAUUGGGCAGGCAGUAAAGGCCAUACUGCAGUCUUAAUUCUGUUACAAAAUCUACCUAGAUUGGUUUAGGACCUAUGAGUGCAUAUUGAAAUUCCUUGUGAAUGUGUGUGUAUUGAAAUCACCCAAGUGUCCACACAGGUGUGGAACAUUAAUGCUGCCACUACACACCAGUAUGAAUGAAGGUCUUAUGAUCCUAUUACUGGAAACCCAUAUUGUCCUUGUUAGCUCUAAAAAUUGAUAUAUGGUGAUGGGGGGGGGGGGGAGCUGCCUUCACAAACCCCCCUUGACAAACAGUUUUAAAGAUAUUUAGAUAUGUCACCAGUAUGGACAUUUGGUAGAUUCCUGUAAAAAAAUUUCUUCCAUCAUAUUACAUAUACAGUGUGUACGUUUGUAUUUCAAGUAAACAAUAGCUUUUAAAAUGAAAAUGCAAGGAACAUUAAGUGGAAUGAAAUGAGUCAUUUUGUGAGUUUUUUAACAACUUUUAGCAGGUCAUGAUUUUUUUUUUCUGGUGUUAUUUAGGAGUUUGUCUUGUUUAAAUGACUAAUGUGGGUAUUUUUAUUUGAUGUUCAAUAAUUACUUUUUUGUAUAUUCUGGGAGUCCAGUGUUCAUUCUUGAAAAAUGAGUUUUAUGGCAUAGGGUCAAAGGAAAGUCUGUGUCACCUAUCCAUCUCAGGAGUGACAGUUGUCUAUUGUAUUCUGCUAUACCAGGUGUAAUUUAUUUCUGCCUGGGUGUGCAAAAUAUAGUAUAAAUAAAGAGCAGGGUGGUGU